Molecule: messenger RNA, 1911 nt
Organism: Eupeodes corollae
Lineage: Eukaryota; Metazoa; Arthropoda; Insecta; Diptera; Syrphidae
Gene: Uev1A
Product: ubiquitin-conjugating enzyme E2 variant 2
Exons: 5
Coding region: 321-758 (145 amino acids)
Biological process (GO): DNA damage tolerance; protein K63-linked ubiquitination
Cellular component (GO): nucleus
Source: RefSeq, a predicted model, not a curated record
GAAUUCACACACAUUACAUUCCAUUUCCAAUUGCGAAAAUUCGAACCAGUUGACGAUUGAAGAAAAUAAAAUUGUACCAACCAACUAGUCCAGUGUCAGUGCUGUUUGCCGUUCAGAUUUUUUUCUUUGAAAGCGUACCACAAAUUACGCCACUUAAAAAAAAUCGAAGGUGUACACGGCGAAUAAGAAAAGGAACAAAAUUUCUUUUGAAGGGCCACCACACCACUACUUUUAUUCGCCCAGAGCAAGAGCACUCUGCAAGCUAGAAAGAGACCCGUCACAUCGGCGAAGGCGAACGGAACAAAAAUAGCAAAACCACAAUGGCGAACCAACCUAGCACCGGUGUUGUGGUUCCAAGAAAUUUUCGUUUACUCGAAGAACUAGAACAGGGACAAAAAGGUGUUGGUGAUGGAACAAUUUCCUGGGGUCUUGAAAAUGAUGAUGAUAUGACAUUAACACACUGGACAGGCAUGAUUAUUGGGCCUCCCAGAACACCUUACGAAAACCGGAUAUAUUCAUUGAAAAUUGAGUGCGGUGAACGCUAUCCAGAUGAUCCUCCAUCUCUUAGAUUUCUAUCAAAAAUUAACAUUAAUUGUAUUAAUCAAAGUAAUGGUGUGGUCGACCAUAGAUUAGUACCCAUGCUAGCCAGAUGGAAUCGCGAAUACACUAUAAAAUCAAUGCUUCAGGAAAUUCGUAGGAUUAUGACUUGCAAAGAAAAUUUAAAGUUGGCGCAACCACCAGAAGGCAGCUGUUUUUAGUUGAACGUUUUCUCUUAAAUAAUAUUAAACAAAACAAAAAUCACUUAUCCCCAACAACAAAAGUCUAAAAAAAAAUCUAAACAAUACAAAAAAUGUUUAAAAGAGUAAAAAAUCAACAAAAAAAUAAAUGAAUAUUAUGUAAAAAAAAAACAGAUGUAGGAGGAACAGUUACGCCCUGUAACACAAAAAUAAAAACAACAAACACAGUAAAUUACCAAUAAUUAUAAAAUAAAUAAAAGAAAUUAUUAAUUUCAAUCAAACAAAAAACCAACCUACAUACUAUUCUAUUCUUCUUCUUUGUCUUCUUUAAAUAAGAACCAACCAUCAAAAAAACAGUAAGCAACGCAAAAACAAAAACAAAACCAUUCAAACUUGCGCGACACCUAUGCAAAGUAUAAUUUAUUUAAAUCAAAAACGAAUUGCAAAAAACACACAUAAAGGAAAGCAGCCGAUUUUAUUUCAUAAUUAUUAUUACUAUUAUAAUUAUUAUAUAUUGAAUUUUCCAAUUAAAACGCAAAGAAAGCAACAACAAAAGAAAUGGUAUAACAACAAAACAAAAAAAAAACAAGCAUUGAACUUAUAAAAAAAUAUAUUUAUUAAAAUGAGAAUAAAAGAAGAAAAAUGCGAAAAAGAAAAAAGUAAACAUAUUGAAUAGCAUUACAUCAUUUUAAAUGAUUAAAAACAAUUAUAAUUAUACAUUUAUUUAACAGUAAACUAUUAUAAAACAAAAAAAAAACUAAACAAGAAACAAACGAGAAGAAAUUGUAUAAAUUGAUUUUGUGUAUUUUUUAUAGUUUUUAUUUUGUGUAAGCUUUUUUUUUUAAUAAUUAUUUGUUUAGUAUGCUAUGACAAGGCAAAACUAAUACCUUGUUAGCAUAUUAAUAUAUAUUGAUUUAUUUAAACCACAUACACAUAUAAUCUUUCUCACAAUUUCUCUCCUCAUGAUACAAGAUGCAUUUCUCUCUCUUUCUUUUGUAGUUAUUUUGUCGUUAACUAUGAAUGUCUAAAAAUUAUUUUUAUUUGUUUUAAUAUUAUUAAAUAUAUUUUUUUUUCUAAAUGAUGAGAUUAAAGAAUAAAAAUUAAAGUGAUAAAGCGCUUGAAAACGAAAAAUAAAAUCCAAAUUUAACCUAACAAAACAAUUGGUGUAAAUAAA